AUGUCGGAUAAAUAUAUUAAACUUGAAAAGAUUGGAGAAGGAACAUUUGGUGUGGUUUAUAGAGGAAUGGAAAGAAAAUCAGGUCUUGUUGUUGCAUUGAAAAAGUUAAGGUUAGAAACUCAUUGUCACGAUGGAAUACCAUGCACAACUGUUAGGGAAAUUUCAAUAUUAACACAAGCAAAUAAUAAAAAUAUUGUAAAAUUAUUGGACACAAUUUAUUCUGAUAAAAAUUUAUAUUUAGUAUUUGAAUAUCUUGAAACUGAUCUAAGGAAGUAUCUUGAUAACGCUGGUCAGCAUGGUUUAACAAUAUUUAAUGUUAAGAAAUUCAUGUGGCAAUUAAUGAGUGGUGUUUACUAUUGUCAUUCUCAUCGUAUUCUUCACCGUGACUUAAAGCCACAAAAUUUACUUAUUGACUCAGAAGGAAAUUUAAAAUUGGCUGAUUUUGGGUUAGCAAGAGCAUGUAGUGUUCCAAUGAGAGCUUAUACACGCGAGGUUGUCACAUUAUGGUACCGUUCACCAGAAUUAUUACUCGGAUGUCCACAAUAUUCAACUGGUGUUGAUAUUUGGAGCGUGGGUUGUAUAUUUGCUGAAAUUCUUUCAAGCCGUGCUUUAUUUAAAGGCGAUAGCGAAAUAGAUCAACUUUAUAAAAUAUUUAGUACACUUGGUACACCAAAUGAAAAUAUAUGGCCUGGAGUUUCUCAAUUACCAAAUUUCAAAGUACGAUUUCCAAAUUGGUUACCAAAAUCACUAUAUUUAUUUGUUCCAAAUUUGGAUAUUAAUGGACUCAUGAUUGAAAUAGUUCUAUCAUUUGGACAUAGUAUAAACGAGUAA
This is a messenger RNA of Entrophospora sp. SA101, 831 nucleotides long. The record is from the annotation of a GenBank genome assembly. NCBI's taxonomy places the organism in Eukaryota, Fungi, Glomeromycota, Glomeromycetes, Entrophosporales, Entrophosporaceae.